UGAACAUAUUUAAUUAAAUAUUUUACUUUACGUGCAAAACGGGAAAUCCAUCGCGCCGGUUUUGGCUGCAUUGGGUGGCGAAGAUGGCAACCUGGACUGAGUCGAGAGAUACCCAACAGCUCGGUCUCAGUGUUCUGCCCGUUUUUUAAUUAAUUUCCAAAGUGUCGAUUUGUCAAGAUUAUCCUAUUUCCGGGGGUUGAAGUUCAAUAAGAAAAAUUGGUUUGAUGAUGAAAAUAGGAAACCAACCCUCGACGGUUCUGAGGAGGAACCGUCCUGGGACAAAAGCGGCCAUGUUUAAUGGCUGGCCAGAUGAGCCAUUCGAGGAAAUGGACAGCACGCUGGCUGUACCGCAGUAUAUUCAGCAGCAAAUCAGGAAGGAGCCAUCGAAUAUAGACGUGAUUCUUACGCCUCCAGAAGGACAAGACGAGGGCGUUUGGAAAUAUGAACAUUUAAGGCAAUUUUGCAUGGAACUCAAUGGCUUAGCAGUGAGGCUUCAAGGAGAGUGCCACCCAGAAACUUGCACACAAAUGACAGCAACAGAACAAUGGAUAUUUUUAUGCGCAGCUCAUAAAACGCCCAAAGAAUGUCCUGCCAUCGAUUACACUAGGCAUACGUUAGACGGGGCAGCUUGCCUUCUAAAUAGCAAUAAAUAUUUCCCUAGCAGGGUCAGUAUAAAAGAUGCGUCAGUAACAAAAUUGGGAUCCGUGUGUCGGAGAGUUUAUAGAAUAUUCUCUCAUGCUUACUUCCACCAUCGGACAAUAUUUGACGAAUUUGAGACUGAAACAUAUCUUUGUCGGAGGUUUACGCAGUUCAUAACCAAGUAUAACUUAAUGGCAAAAGACAAUUUGAUUGUACCGAUAGCUGAGUCGGAAAUGCAGCCAGCUGGGGAGUCAGAGGCAUGAGAGGAGCUCGAAAGCAAACAAUAACCAUAAAAAUACUCAUACCCAGAUAAAAUUGUGAACCAGGAUAUUUUUUUUCUGUUUUUUUAUUUUUUUUAUUUCAAAGUGCGAAGUGAAAGAUUGUGGAGAAGGGGGUGGGCUGAAUAUGAAGGUCUCCAGCACUAUGGGACCACACUUUUUACCUCAUUACAUUGAAAAUUCCCAAAACAACGAGGCGAAAAAUUUAGCAGCUGCAAACUUGUUGUGAUAGUUAUUUUCGCAUUAUUAUCGUUUUGGUUCAUUGGGCGAGCUAAAUGUUUCACAGACAGACGCUCAUACGACGCAUGCUUUUGUGUAAAGGACCCAACCCUAAACAACUAAAAUAUUACUUGUAGAAAUAUUUUAAGAAUGACAUUAGUUUGUAAUAAAUGUGAAGAAAAAUAUGUAAUUAAUGUGAAGAAAAAACAACUUGGCCUUAUCUCUAGGCCAUUUAAAUUGUCUGUUAAAUUCUAGUGAAAAUUUAACCAUUUGUAUUUAUGCGCAUUAAAGCUGAAAUCUUUCUUAGAGAGCAUGCCUUGCUCUCUCGUUUAUA
This is a messenger RNA of Cimex lectularius (bed bug), 1470 nucleotides long. RefSeq names its product MOB kinase activator-like 4 (gene Mob4). The record is from RefSeq and is a predicted model, not a curated record. The transcript has 5 exons. Bases 225 to 902 code for a protein of 225 amino acids. Lineage: Eukaryota; Metazoa; Arthropoda; Insecta; Hemiptera; Cimicidae. Gene Ontology annotation, cellular component: cytoplasm.